UUUUUCUAUCAUCUGUCAAAUACCUGUCAUAACAAAUAUCAACAAAAAAGUUGCAAGAUUUUUGAUAAAUGGAGCCCUUUCAGACCACGGAAGUUCGCUUGAGCGACGUUUGCCGUUCCUGUUUACUAAAAACCGACAACAUGUUAAAUUUCACCCCAAAAACUGAUCAAACUUCCGAAGUAAUCGCUAUGUUGUCUUCAGUCGGAAACAUUGAGAUUGAAAUUAAUGAAUACCUUCCGUCUUAUCUAUGCAGAACAUGCGAAGAAAAAUUAAGGUUAUCUUACGACUUCCAAUUAUUAAUACAAAGGUCGAAUGAAAUUAUUCGGGAAUGUAUGAACACAGCAUAUGUGGUUUCAGGAGAAGAACGGUGCCCUGAAGAGAAAUGUAAAGUAGAAGAAAUUGAAGAAAACAAAGAAGUCAUUGUAAAUCCUGUAGUGCGGACGUCAAAGAAACUCCUUGAGUUUUCCCAUAGUGAAGUUGAGGAAGCUAUUAACGAGUACCAAAGGCUGUAUAACCAUGUUGAUUGCAUCCAGUGUGGAUUUGUUACCAGUAAUUCACGGGCAUUAUCUAUUCACGUGUCGCGAUUACACAAAGAAUUGAAAGACCGUUGGUGUUCCCUCUGCAAUAUAGAAGUUGACAAUUUAUCUCACCAUUCCAAAAUCCAUGUUAGAGACCGUUUUAGGUGUAAAUUCUGUGGAAAACAAUUCAACAUGGGGGGGCACUUCUUCGAGCAUCUACGUAGCCAUUCCAGCGAAAAGCCUCACAGGUGCCAUAUUUGCCAUAAAGGUUUUAUCGUGCGUCGGACUUUAGAUAAACACAUAAGGGCCCAUAUGAACAAUCGUGUCUAUAAAUGCCAUUUAUGUCCUCGAAAUUUCUCUGUUCCAAAAUUGCUACGGAUGCAUUUACGCAAACACUAUGCACAUAAAGUUGAAGAGCAAACCCCAUUGCCUCCAAUUAAAUCAUAUCAACCACAGAACUUCUGCAAAGUGUGUAAGAAACGCGUAAGAAGCUUGGAAUACCACUUGGCCAAGUUCCACGCGAGCAACCCCCUCGAAAACAAAAAAAGCGAAGGAGUUUUGUGCACGCGUUGUGGAAAAAAAUUUAGCUCGUUGUCCCGUUUCCGUCUACACAUGCGUACCCACACUGGGGAAACCCCCUACAAAUGUCGGUUCUGUGAUAAACGAAUGAGAAAUCGGAAUCAUGUGGUACUGCACGAACGCACACACACCGGGGAAAAACCGUACGUCUGCAACAUAUGUGGUCGGGGUUUUAGUCAAACGAGUGUUCUUAGGACGCACAUGCUCAUUCACACCGGUCGACCAGUAAGUUGCAAUUUAUGCCCAAAGCGCUUCUGUAGACCUGCGCAGUUGCGUCUGCACAUGCGCGAUCAUACAGGGGAAAAACCGUAUCAGUGUACCGAAUGUGAUCAAGCGUUCAAACAAAUGAGUCAUCUGUCAGACCAUGUGAAAAGGCACAGUGAUGAAAGACCCUACAAGUGUUCACAUUGUGAUAAGGGUUUCAAACAAAUGUCAACUUUGAAGUCACAUAUAACAAUACAUACAGGGGAAAAACCGUUCAAGUGUAGUCAGUGUCCAUAUGCGUGUCGACAGAGGUAUAGUUUGACCCAACACAUGAAACAACACAGUGCAGACACCCCUAAUCCUGAAAAGCCCCAUUUUUGUAAUUUGUGUCAAAAAGGAUACAGCACCAUGGCCAUGUUGAUGUCACACAAUGAUUUAGUGCACAAGGUUUAGAGCUUUAAUUUUAUUACUUAUGUCUACUAUUUUACAUAAAAUAUUUAUAAACUUAA
This is a messenger RNA of Zophobas morio, 1810 nucleotides long. Its product is annotated as zinc finger protein OZF-like. Gene Ontology annotation, cellular component: nucleus. The coding region runs from base 69 to 1754 and encodes 561 amino acids. The record is from RefSeq and is a predicted model, not a curated record. The transcript is spliced from 8 exons. Gene Ontology annotation, molecular function: DNA-binding transcription factor activity; zinc ion binding; RNA polymerase II cis-regulatory region sequence-specific DNA binding. NCBI's taxonomy places the organism in Eukaryota, Metazoa, Arthropoda, Insecta, Coleoptera, Tenebrionidae. Gene Ontology annotation, biological process: regulation of transcription by RNA polymerase II.